CCGAGGCGGUUGUGUCGCGCAGCCUUCUCUGCUUGUGACUGUGGUGGUGGUGGUGGCAACAGCGGUGACAGCGGCAGCAGCGGUGACAGCGGCAGCAGUGGUGGCCGUGGCGGCGGUGGCGGCGUUGGAGGCGGUGGAGGCAGCGUUACAGCUACCUAAUGGUCCCGCUGUAGUCUGACGCCACAUUCUAGCAAGGCUGCGCAGAGGCAGAAAUGUCGCCACUACCGCCGCCGCCUACCUGGCGCCAGCUUAGCUUCAGCUUGUUGCUAGGUUCCUUCUGCAUCGCCCUGGAGUCCACAGCGCACAACUCUGCUACAGAUGCUUUGAAUAUCCUUCUAAUCAUCGUGGACGAUCUCCGCCCCACUCUGGGCUGUUAUGGAGAUAAGCUAGUGAGGUCCCCAAACAUUGACCAGCUGGCAUCCCAUAGCAUUCUCUUUCAGAAUGCCUUUGCUCAGCAAGCAGUGUGUGCACCAAGUCGAGUGUCCUUCCUCACUGGGAGGAGGCCUGACACCACUCGCCUAUAUGACUUCAAUUCCUACUGGAGGGUCCACUCUGGAAAUUUUUCCACCAUCCCCCAAUACUUCAAGGAGAAUGGCUACGUGACCAUGUCGGUUGGGAAAGUCUUUCACCCUGGUAUAUCUUCUAAUCACAGUGAUGAUUAUCCAUAUAGCUGGUCUUUUCCACCUUAUCAUCCAUCCUCAGAGAAGUAUGAAAACACUAAGACAUGUAAGGGACAAGAUGGAAAACUCCAUGCCAACCUGCUUUGUCCUGUGGAUGUGGCAGAUGUGCCUGAGGGUACCUUGCCUGACAAACAGAGCACAGAGGAAGCCAUUCGAUUGUUGGAAAAGAUGAAAACAUCAGUCAGUCCUUUCUUCCUGGCGGUUGGAUAUCACAAGCCACACAUCCCCUUCAGAUACCCCAAGGAAUUUCAGAAGUUGUAUCCGUUGGAAAACAUAACCCUGGCUCCUGAUCCCCAUGUUCCUGAUAGCUUACCACCUGUAGCCUACAACCCCUGGAUGGACAUCAGGGAGCGGGAAGAUGUCCAAGCCUUAAACAUCAGUGUUCCCUAUGGACCAAUUCCUGAGGAUUUUCAGCGGAAAAUCCGCCAGAGCUACUUUGCUUCUGUGUCCUAUCUGGAUACUCAGGUUGGAUAUCUUUUGAGUACUUUGGAUGAUCUUCACCUAGCCCACAACACAAUAAUUGCUUUCACAUCUGAUCAUGGAUGGGCCCUUGGUGAACAUGGAGAAUGGGCCAAAUACAGCAACUUUGAUGUCACUACCCGUGUACCCCUGAUGUUCUAUGUUCCUGGAAGGACAGCCCCACUUCCUGCAGCAGGCGAGAAGCUUUUUCCUUACCAGGACCCUCUUGAUACUGCCUCAGAAUUGAUGGAUGCAGGCAGGCACACCGAGGACCUCGUAGAACUUGUAUCCCUCUUCCCCACACUCGCUGGACUUGCAGGGCUGCCAGUUCCUCCUCGGUGCCCGAUCCCUUCUUUUCAUGUUGAGCUGUGCAGAGAAGGACAGAAUCUACAGAAGCAUUUGCAGCUCCAUGACUUGGAAGAGGAUGCAUACUUGUUUGGUAAUCCUCGGGAGUUGAUUGCCUAUAGUCAGUACCCCCGGCCUGCAGAUUUCCCUCAGUGGAAUUCUGACAAGCCAAGCUUAAAAGAUAUUAAGGUCAUGGGAUACUCCAUACGCACCAUAGACUAUAGGUAUACUGUGUGGGUUGGCUUCAAUCCUAGUGAAUUUCUGGCUAACUUUUCUGAUAUCCAUGCUGGGGAACUCUAUUUUGUGGAUUCUGACCCACUACAGGAUCACAAUGUAUAUAAUGACUCCCAACAUGGAGAUCUUCCCCGCUCACUGAGGCCUUGAGUUCUGCCAGCCUCAGAGGGCACAUAUAUGUCCCCUUACCCUUCUGGAUGGUGAAAGGAGGCAUGAGACAUGGUUAUCUCUUCCUACCCAUUGUAUUAGACAUAACCUGAGUGGGAAACAAUCAAAACAUACAUCAGCAAACUGUCCUAGGAUUAAGUGGCAGGUGGACCUUUUCAUGUAGUCCUUCUUAAAUUAGAAUUCACCACUGGAUUUGGGCUAAGCUGAAACGUUUGUUUUAAAAGCUCACGUAGCUUCGUUACUACACAAGUACAAAGUAAACUAAGGUGUAAUCAUAUCUUUAUAUCUAAAGACCGUGUUAGCCAGACAUAAUAUUGUACUCAAGAAAUCAUUUGUUUGUUGAAUUUAGUGCAUUUCAGAUAGUAACCAUGUCUUAAGUAGCCCAGUGUGUCAAGCAUGUUAACAUGAGAUUCAUUUCUUUCUCAAAUGUGAAAUUAAAGUUGCUUCUAGAAUUAUUACUUAGUUUCUAAGACUACAGAUUUCAAAUUAAAGGUAAAAUAUCCAUGUGAUGAUCAAUGUGAUGUUUCUUCAUUAAAUAAUAAAUAAUGCUUAGUGAAGUAUAGUUAAAGUUAGGAAAUUCAGUUAACUAUUUCAAUACUCUCUGGCCCAAAUAAUAGUUUGUUAGUAAAUACUACAACUCUUGAACUCAGUGUCUAUCUGUUAAAAACUCUUAUUCACAAUGAAAAGUAUUUAAAAUGGAACUAUUCCCAUGAUUUGAGUCAUUCAAAAUUGUAUUCAUAUUCCUAUUUAGAGAAUUGCAGAUAUCCAUGUAUCCUGGAGGCAGGAGGUAUUCUACUUUUUGCUAAAGAAAACGUGUUUAUGAAAUGUAAAUUAUCUUGAGGCUUGUGGAAACUUUUCACUAAUAGGGUAUAAAGUAAUUUUCAGAAUGUAGUUCUAUGUCUCCUAAGUACGAAAGUAACUAGAAUGGCAUGUAGUAAUGAUAAGGUUAUUUUAUUACUGUUGCUCUAACAUGGUGAAAACUGCACAAUCGCCAGAAGUCUACAGCUUUUUAAAUAAGCAGUCUAUGUAUUUGGUUUGUAUUUAAAUGAGUAAUUUCAAUAAUUUUCUUAAAAAUGCCUCAGUGUCUCAAGGUAAAUGUUUUUAAAACAAAAAAGCAAAUAGCAAUUAGAUUAAAUUGUUGUCAUGUAUUAAAUUGUAACCAAAAAGUCAAGAUAAUACUUUGAAGUCUGUAAAAUUUCAAAGACAGAUUGUUGUUUUUACCAGUUGGCCUUAUAGUAGAGUGGUGGAUAGUCCUUUUUCUUUUUUCCAGAGCAAGUAAUUAAAUGUCUUGACAACAGCAGUUUGUAUUGCUGGUUUGGGAUUGAUGGUCCCAUUCAUCUUUCCUGAUCCUCAGAUUUGUCUGUUGUCUAGAAACUGGCUUUUACAGAUGCUUUGCUCCCAUCUUUCCUUGUUGAUCUCAUGAUGUCCACUCAGCGUCAUUUUUACAAUUUAGUUUAGAAACUCCUCACAGUAUGUUUUCAUUUUGUUUAGCUUCAUUUUCUACUUCAUAGUUAGAGGGAUAGAUUUUGACACAAGUUUUUAUUUUACAUCUAUCUCCUAAAGCACAGUUUUAGUGUUUAAACCCCUCUGAAUUCUGCUUCCAAUGAAGUUAUAAGCCCAGUGGUGGCCACAAGACAUAUGUGGCUAUUUAAAUUUGUUGAUACAAUAACAUUUUAAAAGAUUUCUGGUACCUUAUAAUUCACACUUAGAACCUUCCCAUCAUAGCAGACUGGACAGAGAUGCCCUGGAUUCAAGCUAGAUGGGUUCACCCUGAUUGGUAGGUUCCUACUGUCCUGCAUUUGCCCACAAUGAGCAAACUAUAUUUGGUUUAGGCAUAGAAUAGGGAGUUUGCUAUGGCCAUCAGCUUCUUCCUUCCACUCUCAUCACCAUUGCCUCUGUCCUUCUCUUUCCUUCCCAAGAAAUUUACCUCCCCUCCUUUUCACUCCCCUGUUCCUUGAAGAAUCCAUGUGUCUUCCUAAAAUCCCUCUUGACCCCUGCCCUUUAAGAACACCAUCAGUGCCUACUAAAGGUCUAGAAAGACCUCCGCUGAGCAGUCAGAGUCUUCCCUGGCUCCACAAUACCCCUUCCCUUGGCUGACUCUCCUUGCCAAUCCUUACCUCCCUGGUCCUUCAAGCCUUUGUCCCCUCUUCUUUGCUUCAACCCUUUCAUGGCCAUUCUUCAUAGCCUGGCUUCCCUACCCCCCUGCUUAGAGGCUGAGGCUGUCAGGACUCUCUAGACUGUAUUAUUGGGAGAAAUGAAUACAUCUUGAAAAUCUGGUAUUUUCUUCACCUUUUAAAAGGCAUUUUUCCCCAUUAGGAGUUUGAUAUGUUUAAUUAUACAAAAAUUAGAAAGCAGAAAUGCAUUUAGAAGGCAAGAAAAUAUUGGAGUGCUUUAUUCUAAGAUCGCCAUAUCUUAUCCUUUUGGGGGUAUGAAUGCUUUACAUUUCUUGAUCCUCUAUGCUGUUUAUAAUACAACUUCUGCACUUAACUUUCUUUCUAAACAUUUUGUAUGGUUACUAGUGAUUUUUGAUUAUAUUUUAUAUUCCUGGUAAUAUAUGUUAUUACAUAGAUUUAUUGUAAUUUUUCAACCUUCUUUCAGUUGUUAGAAAUUUAUGUUAUUUCCAAAUUUUUAGUAUUACAAAUAAUGCUGUGAUCAAUUUUGUGAAUACAGUGUUUUUAUAUAUUUCAAACUAUUCCCAUAGGCUAGUUUCUCAGUGCCAAGUCAUCAAAAACAGCUCCGUUUUCUCUUCAUUCUUGCUAUGAUAGCAUAUUAAACUUAGAAAAGAAAUCCAAAAGUCCUAUAUUAAAAACCGUAAUACCAAAAAGGAAAGUCUGUAGUCCUAUAAUAAUAGGUGAAAGCUAUAUUCUGCUUUGAUGUCUGAUUCUUUGCUGAUUAAUGACAUGAACCAUUAUUCUCUCUGUAUAAUAGUUGAGUAGUUGCAUUUCCAGUUGUGUGGCUUUGUGUGGUCAUGUUAUGGAUCUUAUUUUUUAAUGUAAUAAAGUAAAUUGCUCUUUUCCUGUGUGACAGUUUUUCUUGUAUAUUUGUUCUAAGCAUAGAACAACUCCAUUUGGGACCUGAAUAAAUACUCAUUUUCCUUUGAAA
Molecule: messenger RNA, 4988 nt
Organism: Grammomys surdaster
Lineage: Eukaryota; Metazoa; Chordata; Mammalia; Rodentia; Muridae
Gene: Ids
Product: iduronate 2-sulfatase
Exons: 9
Coding region: 213-1868 (551 amino acids)
Molecular function (GO): iduronate-2-sulfatase activity
Source: RefSeq, a predicted model, not a curated record